Molecule: messenger RNA, 4932 nt
Organism: Acanthochromis polyacanthus (spiny chromis)
Lineage: Eukaryota; Metazoa; Chordata; Actinopteri; Pomacentridae
Product: zinc finger protein OZF-like
Exons: 4
Coding region: 246-1541 (431 amino acids)
Biological process (GO): regulation of transcription by RNA polymerase II
Cellular component (GO): nucleus
Molecular function (GO): DNA-binding transcription activator activity, RNA polymerase II-specific; RNA polymerase II cis-regulatory region sequence-specific DNA binding
Source: RefSeq, a predicted model, not a curated record
GCCACCGGCGGCAAAAAGGGGACACACGCAGCACUGAGGAGGAACUGAGAAUGAAUGACCGCGUUCAAACAAAGUGGCCGUGAGUUUCUGUUGGGAAAGCAUCAAGAUCUGCAGCAAACUGUGCAGGAUUGCCUUCAUCUCCGAAAUCCGGGUUGCAGCCGGUGAUUGGCAGGAGGAGGAGAGUCUGACGGAGGAGCAGAGGAAUGUUGGCAGCCAUUUAGUCUGAGCUCAACAACGGAGGAAACAUGGAUUCUUCACAAAAAAAAUGUAAACACAACAAUGGACUGAGAUGUCGGACCUCUGAGGAGGAUAAGGAUGGUUCGGCAACAACAGCAAAAAGAGAUGAAUCACUCAGUUGUGAGCAAUGUGGCAGGACUUUUAUCACAGCAACAAAGCUAAGAAUUCACAAACGUAUUCACACUGUGGACAAAUCAUUCAGCUGUGAUCAGUGUGGAAAGGCUUUUACGAAGAAGAGUAAUCUAGUAAGUCAUCAACAAAUUCACAGUGGAGUUAAACCAUUCAACUGUGAUCAGUGUGGAAAGGCUUUUACUCAGAAGAGUAUGUUAAAAAGACAUAAACUCUUUCACAGUGGAGAUAAACCAUUCAGCUGUGAUCAGUGUGGAAAGACUUUUACUCUGAAGAGUGAUCUAACACGUCAUCAACUCAUUCACAGGGGAGUGAAACCAUUCAACUGUAGUCAGUGUGGAAAGGCUUUUACUACCAAGACUCUGUUACAAAGACAUCAACUCAUUCACAGUGGAGUUAAACCAUUCAACUGUAAUCAGUGUGGAAAGGCUUUUACUCAGAAGAGUAAUCUAACAAGACAUCAACUCAUUCACAGUGGAGUUAAACCAUUCAACUGUGAUCAGUGUGUGAAAACCUUUACUCAACAUGAACAGUUGUUGAUCCAUCAAUGCCCCCAUUCUGGUAGAAAACGGUACCACUGUGACUCCUGUGAAAAAACUUUCAACAACCAACAGAGCUUAAAAUGUCACCAACGCAUCCACACUGGACAUGAUGUGUACCGAUGUGAUUACUGUGGCAAACCAUUUUUACGGUACUCAAAGUUAAAAGCUCAUGAAGUGACCCACACUGGGGUUAAACCAUACCUUUGUCACCAGUGUGGGAAGUGCUACAGCUACAUUACAUGCCUCAAAGUUCACCAACGUGUCCACACUGGGGAGAGACCAUACAGAUGUGACGAGUGUAAGAAGACUUUUACAACUUUGUAUUCCCUGAAACAACACCAGCAGAUCCACACCAGAAAGAAAGCAUUCAAUCAAUGUCACAGUGAGAACAGAACAGAUAGACAAAACUCUCAGACUUGUCAGCACUCUGCCAAUGGUGAACAGUGCUGCUUUGACCAGUCUGGACCAACGUCCAACCAACAAGGAACCCUACAACGACACGAGCGUAUGCACACUGGACACAGACUGAACCCCUGCCAAGAAGAUUUCUCCAUGCAGGGUUCAGUAAAAGUUCAUGAAGUCCUCCACAAACUUAAAGUCCUUGAGAUCCGGCUUCACAGAAUUCAGGUCUAAUUUCUUGUUUCGUGUCUUUGUUGCUUCGUUGCAAAAUCCAUUAAGAGGAAAGCUGUCGUUAACAGACAUGACUGUUAAUUAAACCCUUCAAAGUGGUUACUCAGUUAAAUGAAUUAUCAGUGGUAGAGGGAUAGACGUCUGGAUGGAGGCAGUGAGCAGCAGGGCGAAUUUCCUCAAUUACCAGCUUAAUGGUUCCUGAGAUCCCUCUGGGCUGCAGGAACCUGUUAGAUGCAGAGCUGGUUCAGUGGUUCUCUGAUGAUUGAUCAUAAUUAAUUUAGGAGAUUACUGGCCUUAGGAUUCAUGUCUGACCGUCGCAAGUAGAUCAACUAAUCUCUGAUUAUGUGUGAGUUGAAAUACAAAAACAUGAAGUGUUCUAUGAAAAGUCCAAUCUUUGAAAGCUGACAUGUCGUUCAGAAUCAUUUCUUUGUAAAUUAGCUGCAUCCAGUCAUUACCAUGAUAUUGGCAUCAUGGAACCAUGACCACAUAUGUGUGUCUGGAGAUAGUGGCAUUUUUAUAACGGCACAUUUUCAUGCUUUGACAGAUACAGUGAGGGAAAAAAAGUUUUCAGACACCCUGAAAAUUUUUACACAUUCUUAAAUAUCAUGAAAUAUUUGUUGAAAAGUCUUUUUUGUGUGUUUCUAAGGGUGUGGCUGCAUCAGACAGACACAAAUACAAAUUACAUUUUUUUGUUUGUUGUUUACAAGAAAAACUGACAAAACUAAAUUCUACCAAAUUUCUCAUUUUAUGGAACCAGUCAAUUUUCAGUUUUAUUGUCUUUUUUAGGAUGUGUUUAGUUUUAUGAUUGUACUAAAAUAAAUGACUCUUGAAGACCUCAAAGUGAUUCUUAAUGCAGUAUUUCACAAAUGUAUGGGAUGUCCAAAAACUUUUUUCCACUGCUGUAUUUAACAACAAUCUGAUCUGCUGAUGUUAGCAAGACAAACAAGUGAAGGUUUCAGGCUUUUAUGUAGAAUUGUUCUUGAGAUAUUCAUCUUCAAACAGCCUCAAAUUUCAAUGUGAGAAAAUAAAAACGAGUGAAACUGGGUCUACAGUCCACUGAAAAACCUCUAAGAAAGUAUCUGUCAUACUGAGCUAAUAUUUCAUGGAUGCCAUUAGAAAUAUCCAUAGUUUAUGAUUUAAAAAAAAGUUUUUUUGGGAGAUGGUCAGUGAUUUGAAAUGGAGUUCCACUGUUGAAAAACCUCAAUCUCUGAUUCCGACAUCAGUGCUCCAUUGUUGCAGUUGUGGCGUUGUCUUUCAGAUGGUCCUAACACAGGCCACAACUGCUCUGGAAACAACACUCGUUCUUGUUUGGAACAGUUUCUCUGUAGAAAUUACACAGCAAUGUCCAAGUUCUCAGCGGCUCCAGUAAGGAAGACUCUUAAUGUGCGGAAAAGCAUCCUUUGACUUCUUCCUGGAGGUUUUUCUUGUCAGAAAUUGUCUUCCAGUGAGGGACUUCUGACUCUCUGUUCACUUUUCUUGUCCUCUAAUAUUGUUAAAACCCAAGAAUCAAUGUUUUGGUUCAAAUCACGUUGUAUUUGCAUGCAGCUCUGUGUUUUUUGCUCCAGGAAUUGGGUGAUGUGUGCGACCCAGCAUCCACAGCUGGUUGGGUGUCAUGUGGCUCUGUGUUCUGAUUGGAUGAUUGUCCAACCACUGCCACAAGUAUGAAGGUCAUCCUGCAGGUGUGGCAGGAACACGGAGUGGAAACACAAUAGGGCUGAAUCCCAAACCGCCCCCUACACACUAUCCCUACACACUACCCCUCCGUUUGUGCGUUCCCGCGGAGGGUCCUCCAUAUUAAGGGCCGUCCCAAACCGCGUAGUGCGGAGGGGGAGUGGACUGUUCAGCCCUUAAAUAGCGAGUCUGCAUCGAUGCUCACUCUCGACAACUUUUUCAGGAAGUGCAACGUCAAAAUGGAGGAGGAAACAACAUAUUGAUAUAAGUUCCACAUGCGUCCAUUAUUUCUCCCAUGCCUUUUUCACACUGACAGAACAUCACAAAAAGAGUGGUGAAAAAAGAUAAAUCAAAAGAAACAAAUCUUCUCUGCUGACGUUUGAUUUAAUUGUGCACCCCCUGACACCUUAAAAUUUGAACACAACUGACAGAAUUCAUUUAUUCAUUCAUUUGUUGGAUUUGAAAUGCCAGGUAAUAGGAUUGGAAAACAUGUGGGAUGACUUCAAAUUAUUUGAAGCAGAAUGUAGCCCCUACAUCAUUGCCUGCAACCUGUGCCACAGCGCUACAGCCAUGCACAGUAGGCGUCUUUGUGUUACCAUGGCGAUGACGUCUUCUGUUUUCCGCUGAGGCGACGGCGUCCCAUUCCUGACGAUCGUAUUUAUACCCUCCCCCUUCAAUAGUAGGUGCCCUCAACAGCUGCGAGUGUGAUUUCUUUUGGAGCGACACUCGGUAGUGUAGGGGGAGUGUGUAGGGGGCGGUUUGGGAUUCAGCCUUGGUGUGUUCAUGUGGCCAUGCUGAGGAAUCCCUCUGCUUCAAGCUCAUGGAGAACAUCAUAGUAGGUGCUGGUUACUGCCCCCUACAGGUCUCUACACAGUCCUUAAUCCUGGAGAAUUAGAAAACGAAUAAAAAAUAUAUUUUAACUUCAUAUAAUAAAAAGUUAACUUACACUCAACUUCUCACAUGACUAAUUAUGGUAGAUUAUGACUAAUUUUAAUGUGAACAUUUUUAAAGAAAAUAUUAGAAGUUUUACUGAAAUAUAUGUAAUCACUUUAGAUAUUUUUAGGAUUUUUUGGGAAGAUUUUUACAACAAUUUUCUUGCCAAAUUUGGGGGAGUUUUUGAAAAGAAAACGUUUAAGAAAUUACUGGAAUUUUCUUCCUGAAGGUUUUGCAAAUUUUCAGAAAUUUGUGGAAUUUUUUUGCUAAUUUUUUUAUUUUUUUAGACAAGGAAACAAUGUUUUUUGGUGCCUGUAAAUGAGGACAACAGGAGGGUUAAAACAUUAAAAGGCAACAUUAUUAAGGUUUCUUUUAUGAAACGUUUUUCAUCAACAAGUACACAAAAUAGAUUAAAAAUAUAAUCUAACAUAUUUACUGAUUAAAAACUUUAAAUUUCUUCUUUAUGUUGUUCUUCUGCAUAACUCACUAUUUCAAACUGGCUCAUGUUACUUCCAUGUGAUCUGCCAUUAAAACGGCCACAUUCUACCAUAAACACUGUAAAUAAUAACACACCUGCUCAAAGUUAAAGGCCAACAUACGACCCAAACAUAACAUGGAUUUGGUGCCACUUUCAACUAAGAUGAUCUCUUCUGUUAAACAAACCGUUGAUUAUGAAUCUUUUUUCCAGAUAUGAAGCUGCUCCUUCCAGGUCCACAGACAGUAAACAAAACAAAGCUCUCUGUAAAAACCCUCAGAAUGUUGAAUAGAAUAAAUGUGGACAGUUUCAUGA